ACCUGAUUCUAAGGGUUCAGGUAGAAGGUGCCUUGGCCGUGGGACACCGUCACGUGAAACAUUUAUGUCCUGGCUAAUUACCACUGUGCCGGCCAUGUCCUUGAAGGGCCCUAAGAAAUGUCAAGCACGCGAUGAAGUCGUGACUGUCGAAAAAUGUUUGAUGCAAACACGUCGAGUUUCAAGUGAUGCCAAUCAAAACACCCACCCCCACCAGUCAGUCAACUUAAUCAGGUGCUCUGAAUUGGAAAAUCUGUUGGCAAUCAAUAAAAGGAAAAGCAUAGCUUGGCGCACAUAAUGUAGACGUAUAAUUUUAGACACGAAUGUGAGCAUUUUGGCCGAGUUUUCGGGAACGCCAACGAGCAGCUCCCCCACCGCCCACAUCAGGCACCAUGUCCUUUUCGACCAGGUGAACACUCGGGCGGACUGUCGUCCAUGGCAACGUUCGUUAUGAAAACUAAACGAAAACAAAUGCGCCCAAAGACAGCGACAACAACGCUGGCGAGACAACAUGCUCUGGAAAUUGGAAAAGUCAGAUAGCGGAUACAUCGGUGAACAGCGUCGUCGGCAAGUUGGGACAGCUGAAGCAGAUUCCAUCACCGCAUAGAGUAGCCCACGCACCAGCCACCGGAGCAGCAGUAGCAGCAUCAGUCUCAUUCAUAGUCCUUUGGCGAGUCCUUGUUAGUUCUGUGGAAAACCGAAGCUCCGGCAAACGCGGACGCGGCGACACUCGACGGCAUACUGGGGAACUGCAUCGACAUCGACUCGGUGGCCGUGGUGCAGCACAAGCUGGUGCACCGAAUUGUAGGUGGCAAGAUGUCGCCGCCCGUGCUGUACUACCUGCCGCCCAGUCCGCCCUGCCGCAGCAUCCUGCUGCUGGCCAAGAUGCUGGACAUCGACUUUGAGCUGAAGAUCGUCAACAUCCUGGAGGGGGAGCAGCUGAAGCCGGACUUUGUGGCCAUGAAUCCGCAGCACUGUGUGCCGACCAUGAACGACGAGGGUCUGGUUUUGUGGGAAAGUCGUGCCAUACUCUCCUAUCUGGUGGCUGCCUACGGCAAGAGUGACCAACUGUAUCCCACGGACAUAAGGGUGAGGGCUUUGGUGGACCAACGCCUCCAGUUCGAUCUGGGCACCCUCUACAUGCGACUCACGGACUACUAUUUCCCCACAAUGUUUAUUGGUGCGCCACUGGACGAAGGAAAGCGCGCCAAGUUGGCGGAGGCUGUGGGCUGGCUAAACACAAUCUUGGAGGGCAGACAGUUUUCCGCCGCCGAUCACUUCACCAUCGCGGAUCUCACGCUUUUGGUGACCGUUUCCCAGCUGGAGGCCUUCGAGUUUGAACUUCGACCGUAUAAACAUAUCCGCCAAUGGCUCGAUCGCUGCAAGGAUCACAUGGCACCGUUUGACUACGAGGAACUCAAUGCCAACAAGGCCAAUAUGCUGGCCGAUAUGUUCAAGGCCAAGAUGAAUCAAUCGGCGGGCUAAUAGUUCUUUAAAUCAGUGUUAUAUUUAAUAUCAGUUGUGUAAGUGUUGUAUUAAAUAAAUAAAUUGUUCUGUAAACAAGGUUGUAUGUUCUACAUAUAUA
Molecule: messenger RNA, 1582 nt
Organism: Drosophila simulans
Lineage: Eukaryota; Metazoa; Arthropoda; Insecta; Diptera; Drosophilidae
Gene: GstD11
Product: glutathione S-transferase D7
Exons: 4
Coding region: 814-1482 (222 amino acids)
Biological process (GO): glutathione metabolic process
Molecular function (GO): glutathione transferase activity
Source: RefSeq, a predicted model, not a curated record